AUGUCUGACUCCGUGUCGACCGUUUUGCCCGAGGGGGUUGGAUAUGGUGUCGUCGUUGGUAUCGGCUUUUUCUUCACAGCGGUCAUGAUUGGAAUAUCCAUGCUCCAGAACAAAUACACCAACUACUCUACAAAGACAAGCGAGGAAUUCAACACCGCCAGUCGGAGCGUUAAACCCGGUCUGAUCGCAGCCGGUAUCGUAUCAGCUUGGACCUGGGCUGCGACCCUUCUCCAGAGCAGCACGGUCGCCUACACAUAUGGCGUGGCGGGACCAUUUUGGUAUGCCGCCGGUGCUACUGUGCAGAUCUUGAUGUUCUCCAUCCUUGCGUGCAAGACCAAAAUGAAUGCUCCUCGCUGCCACACUUUUCUCGAGAUCAUCCAAGUUCGCUACGGGAAUUUUGCUCACUGUGUCUUCAUCUUCUUUGCCCUUGUUACCAACAUUUUGGUCGGCUCUCAACUCCUCCUCGGAGGCUCCGCCGUGGUGACUAGUCUGACGGGCAUGAAUGUAUAUGCGGCCAUCUUUUUGAUCCCUCUCGGUGUGGUGGCGUAUGUCCUCAUGGGCGGCCUUCGAGCUACCUUUCUAUGCGACUACUCUCAUACCUUGAUUCUCAUGGUCAUCAUUCUCUACUUUAUGUUCCAAGUCUAUGCUGAGGACGAUCUAAUCGGUUCUCCAUCUCAAAUGUUCCAAUUGCUGAAGAAAGCCGCCAACCUCCGGCCCGUGGACGGCAACCAGGAGGGGUCAUAUUUGACGCUGAAAUCAAACAAUGCGCUGAUCUUUGGCGUCAUCCAACUGUGCUCGGGCUCCGGAACCGUGUUCUUGGACCAAGCAUAUUGGCAGCGGGCCAUUGCCUCUCGGCCUACCACGGCUGUCCGUGCCUACAUCCUCGGUGGCAUGGCGUGGUUUGCCAUUCCAUUCGGUUUCGCGACCACUCUGGGACUCGCCGCUGUGGCCCUCACAGACAACCCUGCAUUCCCAACAUACCCUGAUCCGCCAACUCCCGGCCAGAUCUCUUCUGGCCUUGCCGCUGCCUUUGCAGCGAGCACCUUGCUCGGUAAAUCAGGCGCUGUGGCUCUGUUGAUCACCCUAUUCAUGGCCGUUACGUCUUGCGCCUCUGCGGAGCUCAUCGCCGUGUCGUCCAUCCUGACUUUCGACAUCUACAAGGCCUACAUCAAACCAAAUGCAACACCGGAGAACCUGAUAUUCAUGGCUCACGUCAACGUCGCUGUGUUUGGAUUGACCAUGGCAAUCUUCGCCAUCAUCUGGAACGUUAUUGGUAUCGACCUCGGCUGGUUGUUCUUGGUGAUGGGUCUCCUGAUUGGUGGUGCUGUAUUCCCAACUGCCUUCGCCAUCACUUGGAAGAAGCAGAGUCGAGCGGGGGCAAUUGUGGGUUCACUGUCUGGCCUUGCAGCAGGCCUCACAGCAUGGUUGGUAGAAGCACAAGUCUACUACGGCGAGAUCACGCUUGCAUCAACGGGUUCCAAUUACGCCACUCUCGCCGGCAAUCUUGCCGCCAUCAUGACCGGUCUCAUCGUCACGGUUGUCGUCUCCCUCCUCAAACCAGACCACUAUGACUGGAACACCACGCGAGCCAUCAACAUUGAGCACGCCCUCGAGGGGGUCGCGGCACCCGAUUCAACCCCACCUAGCACGGUGGAAGCCGCCGAGGGAGAAAAGGCCAUCAAGGCCGCCGGCGAGACCCCAUCGCCCGCGUCCCCGGUCCUUGCAGCGACACCUCAAGAAGACGAAAAACACGUCCCGAUCCACAACCGACGAGACUCAAUCCGCGCCGAUGAAGAACGCCAAAUGUCCCUUGAUGCCAUCAUGGAAGAGAACCCUCAACGUCUCCGCUCAGCUUUCAAACUCGCCUGCAUUGCAUCCUUCGUAUUGCCCUUCAUCAUGGACUUCUUGAUUCCCAUUCCCAUGUUUCUCUCCCACUAUAUCUUCUCGAAGGACUUCUUCACGGCAUGGGUCGUCAUCAGUUUUAUUUGGGUAUUCAGCUCGACAUUUAUUUCUGUGGUACUGCCGAUUUGGGAGACGAGGGUGUUUUUCAAGCAGCUUUUCUACGAGGUUAUGAGAGAUAUUAGAGAAGGAAGACAAGCGGUGUAA
This is a messenger RNA of Rhinocladiella mackenziei CBS 650.93, 2106 nucleotides long. RefSeq lists its product as uncharacterized. The record is from RefSeq and is a predicted model, not a curated record. Bases 1 to 2106 code for a protein of 701 amino acids. Gene Ontology annotation, molecular function: urea transmembrane transporter activity. Lineage: Eukaryota; Fungi; Ascomycota; Eurotiomycetes; Chaetothyriales; Herpotrichiellaceae. Gene Ontology annotation, cellular component: plasma membrane. Gene Ontology annotation, biological process: urea transmembrane transport. The transcript has 4 exons.